Molecule: messenger RNA, 1113 nt
Organism: Lachancea fermentati
Lineage: Eukaryota; Fungi; Ascomycota; Saccharomycetes; Saccharomycetales; Saccharomycetaceae
Source: the annotation of a GenBank genome assembly
AUGGACGCUGUAGAACCCAAGAGAAGCAUCUUACUGCCCAGCAGAGCAGAGCAAGCAGGUGGCGACAACGUCAGGAUCGUCGAAAGCGAACUGCCGGAUCGGCGCGAGCGUGGUCGCUCGCGCGAGAAGCUAGGAACGCCGCGCAGCGGUGUGUCGCGGUCACGGUCGAGGACCGGCAGCAGGCUGCGGGUCGAUAGCGACACGCAUCUGAGGUGGACAGUGCUGCGGCACGACCCGUCCGAACGGCUACACGAGAGCGGCGCCAGCCACACCAGUGGGCGGAGCGCAGACCGCGCAGACGACCAGCUCGAGGACGGCGAGCUCGAGGACCUGAGCGACGAGGAGCAAGUCAGCGACGUCGACGACGACGUCGACAUUGACGCGGCCAUGGACUACGACCAGGGCUCGCGCGUGCUGCCCAAUUUCACAACUAGCAUCUGGAAAGUGCUCGAGGCUGAGAAGGCGUGGGUCGCGAGUUUCGAGCACGAGCGCCCGGGCCACGGCGAGCGCUCAGACACACUCCAUUGCGGGCCCGUGCGCGUCGACGACCUGCCCGGUGGGUACGCGCGCGCAGCGCAGGUGGUAUCAAGUGGCUCCCACACGCAGGGCCCAGCUCCGGGGACCGACCCAGACACGGACCCGGUGCCCGCGCCGCGCGCGAACGCCGCAGACGCCGAUUCGGCCGCUGCUGCGAGCCCCACGGGCGCUCGCUACGUGCUCUAUCUGGACUUGACCAGCGAGUCCUUCUACGCAUUCGUUUACACCGUGGGGUCCGUGCUGUGCGCCGGCGACACGCUCUACGUCGUGCACUCUGCGCCGUCCGCAGCCCACGACCAACUGCGUGCCAACCUCGCGCGUCUGCGCUCGUCCGCUGCCUACCUGCUGGACUGCGCCGGUGCCGUGCUCGAGCGCGUGCACAUCGUCCUGCUCUCAGUGUCGCAUCCGUACCAAAAGCAUUUGCUCAACGAGCUGGUGGUCGCCUUGCAGCCCACCGCCUUGUGCGUCCCGCUCUCGCUCGUACUCUCGUCUCUACAGAACUACGUGUGUCCGGUGCCCACAAUCGUCAUCCGUCGCAAACUGAAGCGUAGCAAGAAGAAAGGUAUAUAUGACUAA